Molecule: messenger RNA, 1092 nt
Organism: Macrosiphum euphorbiae (potato aphid)
Lineage: Eukaryota; Metazoa; Arthropoda; Insecta; Hemiptera; Aphididae
Source: the annotation of a GenBank genome assembly
AUGUCAAAAGUGGAUUUGAGACAUGCAAAUGAAGUCAGUGGUUCACGAGUUGUAGACAUCGGUGUUGACUUAUCCGAAUUUUACGCUUCCGUCGAAUGGGAUAUUUUAGAGGUUCCAGCAAUAAGAAAUGAGAAAUAUUAUACUUGCUGCGAAGAACCAUACUUAGACAUUACAUUCAAUAUCACGAUGCGGAGGAAAACGCUAUUUUACACGGUGAAUUUGAUCAUACCUUGUAUGGGGAUAUCAUUUCUUACGAUACUUGUGUUUUACCUUCCAUCAGAUAGUAACGAAAAAGUUAGUUUAAGUAUUUCGAUUCUUCUUUCGCUGACCGUGUUCUUUCUGCUGCUAGCCGAAAUAAUUCCACCCACAUCACUAGUCGUGCCACUUUUGGGAAAAUUUGUGCUAUUUACAAUGAUACUUGACACCCUCAGUAUAUGUGUGACGGUCGUUGUGUUAAAUAUACAUUUCCGUUCUCCCACUACACACGUAAUGUCACCAUGGGUCCGCCGAGUGUUCAUUCACAUUCUACCGAGAAUGUUAAUCAUGAGAAGACCUCACUACCAAAUGGAAAGGAAGAGUCUGAUGGGAACAUGCCAUCGUAUUAUGGUGAGGACGUGCAACGGGCUUGAGCUUAGAGAUCAAAAUUCGGCUGAUCAGUUGUUGCACAGCAACGAUGUAUUUCCUGCCAGGGAUUUGGAAAGCGGUGUAAUUGGCUGUUGUGAGAUUCACGGUCCAAUAAUAGCAUUACCCAGUCCAUCCGAAACAAACCAAAAUGGCCCAGUUCCUAAGGGUAGAAAACAUUGGCACGAUUGUCCAGAGCUCCAUAAGGCCGUCGAGGGCGCUGCGUAUAUAGCUGAUUACAUUAAAAAAGAAGAAGAAGAGAAAAAGAUUAAAGAAGAUUGGAAAUAUGUGGCGAUGGUACUGGAUAGGUUGUUUUUGUGGAUAUUUACAUUGGCGGUGACCAUGGGAUCUGCAGGGAUAAUCCUACAGGCACCCACUCUGUAUGACAAUCGGUUGCCAAUCAAUGUCCGGUUGUCGGAAAUACUUGCCCAUACACCAACAGUGAAACAGAAUUAUAAUAACAUUAUGUAA